AUGGCGUCCGCGCCGGAGAAGACCGCGUCCACACACAGGUCGUCGGUCGCCCGAGGCACGCACGAGUUCCAGAUCGCCGGGUACAGCGCCCGCAGGCGUUUCGCCCGCGUCAGCGACUCCUCCGUCAACGACGCCGACCCCUUGAUCAAGUCCGGCGCGUUCCAGGUCGGCGGCUACACCUGGGACCUUGCCUGCACCUUCUACGACAACGGUUACGGCCAUCUUAAAUCCAUCACCCUCGAGCUGCUCGGCACAGACAUUGCUGAGGACGUCGUCGCCACCGCCAGCCUCCGGAUCGAUGACCCUCUCGACCGGUUGCCUGCCGCCGUGUGGCAAAGCGACGCCGCCAACAAGUUCUCCAGGAAAGUUAGCGGCAGGUGCUGGAAGCUGCCCCUCCCAGAUGCUUUCUGCGGGUACGAGGAUUGCUACGUUAGCACCGACGACCGUCUCACCAUCCUCUGCACCGUUGAGGUCCUCAAGGAGGACGCCUCCGCUACCGCCGCAGAGCCCACCAAGAGUUUCGUCUCAGCGGUGCCACCACCGACCAUCGCCGGGGACAUCCACAAGCUCCUGCUUCUUCUUGAGAAGAACCCGGAGUCAUCGGACGUGACCUUUGUCGUCGAGGACACCGAGAUCCUGGCGCACAGGCUCGUGCUCGCCAUGCGGUCGCCGGUAUUCGCCGCAGAGCUCCUUGGGCACAUGAGGGAGAGCACCACGCGCCGUGUCCAGAUCCUCGAUAUGAGUGCCUCCACCUUUAAGGCCAUGCUGCGCUUCAUCUAUAGUGACGAGUUUCCCGUGAAACCAAACAAUGUUGUACAUGUGGAAUCAAGAAGUCGGCGUUCUCUCAAAGAGGAAACCACGCCCACGAGCGCGAGCCGUGAAUCCAUGGCGCGCGACCUUCUCGUGGCCGCUGAUCGGUAUGAUCUCGAGAGGCUUAGGCUCAUGUGCGAGAGCAUACUGGUCGAGAGCAUCGACAUCACGACCGUCAUGCCGACGUUACAGUUAGUGCGUGGCCGGCAAAGCUGUCUUCAGCUGGAGGAUUCCUGCAUCGAGUAUAUAGCGGCCGAUCCGGAUGUUUACGCUGCCGUGAGGGCGACUGAGGACCGCCUGCAGCCACCAGAGAAGAGCAUGUCCAUGUUCAACUCGUCGCAGGUGGUCCGUGGCACCCACGAGUUCAGGAUCCCCAAUUUUAGCUCUGUUCAGAGGAGCCAUGGUCCUGGCCAAGUAAUCACUUCCAACAUAUUCAAGGUAGGAGGUUACGACUGGAAAAUGAGUGUGUACCCAUCAGGGUAUUCCAAGGAGGCGUUAGAGUACAUAUGUGUCUACCUCCAUCUAGUGACUGAUCCUGGAACCACCAAUGUCAUUUUAUCAAUGAGGUUCAGGAUGGAUGAACCUAGUCGGGAAUCGUCGAGCCUGCUUUGGUCUAUGAGAGAAAUGGUUUUUAGCAAUGUGCAAAAAGCUUUGGGGUAUCAAAAGUUCAUCACCGUGAAAUCAGCAAAGUCGCGCUACAUGAGACACGAUGGCUCCCUUACCAUACACUGUGACAUUGACAUGACCAAGGAGGCAUACACGACCAGCACAACCACCAGUGCCAGACCAAUAAUAGCCGUGCCACCGUCUAACAUCGCCUCACACCUCGAGCAACUAAUGGUUACCGAGCAAGGGUCGGAUCUGACGUUCCUGGUAGAGGAGUCCGAGAUCCAUGCGCACCGGCUCAUCAUCGCCGUGCGGUCGCCGCUCCUGCUCCAAGGGGCGGAGCCAUCUACGACCUUGGUACGAAUCGACGACAUGAAAGCCGCCGUGCUCAAGGCCGUGAUCCACUUCGUCUACACCGACAAACUGCCUCCCGUGGAUGACGCGGUGGUAGCCGGAGAAAUGCUUGCGGCUGCCUGCCGGUUUGGCAUGAAGAGGAUGGAGGCCUUGUGCAGGAACUUGGCCGCCCAGCUCGUCACAACAGACAACGCGCUGAGCAUGCUGAAGCUGGCGUGGCGUCACCGAUGCAAGGAGCUCGAGCUUUACUGCACCGAGUUCAUCUCCCUUGCAAUGAAAUGA
This is a messenger RNA of Lolium rigidum, 2052 nucleotides long. RefSeq lists its product as uncharacterized. The coding region runs from base 1 to 2052 and encodes 683 amino acids. Gene Ontology annotation, molecular function: protein binding. The transcript is spliced from 2 exons. The record is from RefSeq and is a predicted model, not a curated record. Lineage: Eukaryota; Viridiplantae; Streptophyta; Magnoliopsida; Poales; Poaceae. Gene Ontology annotation, biological process: protein ubiquitination.